AUGCCCGGAAAAGGGUUGCGCGCUGGCCGGAGAUGGGUUAUUUCCGAGGGCGGAGUCGAAUAUUUUUUUGGCCUUGCCCACAAUAUGCAGUUCCCCAUGCAGGCUUCUUCUCCGAUUCUCACUGGGUUAAUGUCGCAACAAACUUUGGGCGAGUGGGAAUGUCGUGAUGUCCGAGGGAAUAUCCGAGGGCACAACCGAGGUUUUUUUCACCUACGCACGCCACCAUAUUUGCUAAAGAAGAAGCCCUGCCUAUGCACCUGCAACAUCUCUACCUAUCCAAAAUCUCCCCACACGGGUUUUGGGCAUCGGAUAACCGAAUGUUUCUCCCAUUCAGUAGAUUAUCACGAAGGAGUCAAUUUUCAAGUGUGCCUUGGCUUCUUCGACCACAAAGGGAAUUCCCGACUCGGCCUGGCCACAACCACGUGCAGGAUCACGUGCCCGCUGAGAAUGCCGAUGCGGUUUUUGCUCCCAUGUGUGCAGGGCUCCGAACCAAAUGGUGUCGCACUUCUCACUGUAACUGCAUUCCCAAAUCGGGACCCAUCCCCACCCUCCUGA
Messenger RNA from Clavispora lusitaniae ATCC 42720, 555 nucleotides. RefSeq lists its product as uncharacterized. Lineage: Eukaryota; Fungi; Ascomycota; Pichiomycetes; Serinales; Metschnikowiaceae. The record is from RefSeq and is a predicted model, not a curated record.